UAUGUUGUUAAGGGAGGGACGCUAUUAUUGCGCGAACGAAAAUCCUCAAGUGCGAUUUUGUUUAUUUUGUUGCCUGUCUGUUCGAUCCUAUACUGCCGAUAUGCAAUACACUGGAAGCAAAUACGACGGCGAAUGGAACAACGAACGAAUCGAAGGGAAAGGCACAUACACUUUCCCAACGGAGACAAAGUAUGAAGGCGAGUUAAGAGACGGGAUGUUCCAUGGCAAAGGGAUUCUACAUUUUCCUAACGGAAGCAAAUAUGAUGCACAGUGGUGUGAGGGGAGAGCAGUGACUGGUAAAUACACAUUUUCCGAUGGCUUAGAAUACGAUAUCGAUGAUUGGGAAUACUGUGAUGGGUAUGACCGGAGAUUUUACACCGAAAUCUGUAACGGACUUAAACCUGCUGGCCGCUCACAAUUAACAAACAGAAUUCCACCUCGUGAAAUACCAGAAGGACAUUACGACUGUGGAGAUGGAUUUUAUAAUCCUAAGACUAAAAUCAUCACAGAUUACAACAUGAAGUUUCUUAGAAAUGCUGAUGACGACGAACACGCAUGGAUCAUUAAAACUUGUCGCAAAGGUUGGGAUGAAAUAGUUGGGUACCAACCAAAAAUACCUGCCUAAUUUAUUUGUUUAUUUAUUUAAAUCAAUGAUUUUAUCUUCCGUCCAUUAUAGAAUCAUGUGUAUAUUCAUCAUUUACUGUGAAUCUAGAUAGCACUUCAUUCAAUAAAAGCAGUGUGAUUGUG
This is a messenger RNA of Ciona intestinalis (vase tunicate), 747 nucleotides long. The record is from RefSeq and is a predicted model, not a curated record. Lineage: Eukaryota; Metazoa; Chordata; Ascidiacea; Phlebobranchia; Cionidae.